Molecule: messenger RNA, 6435 nt
Organism: Parasteatoda tepidariorum (common house spider)
Lineage: Eukaryota; Metazoa; Arthropoda; Arachnida; Araneae; Theridiidae
Product: retinoic acid receptor RXR-alpha-A
Biological process (GO): regulation of DNA-templated transcription
Cellular component (GO): nucleus
Molecular function (GO): sequence-specific DNA binding; zinc ion binding; nuclear steroid receptor activity
Source: RefSeq, a predicted model, not a curated record
UUUUAAUUUGGCAACAGAAACUUUGACAGAUGGUUUCUUUGUUUUUUUUUGUUGUCGUAUUCCUGUCCUAUUUUUAUUGUAUUUAAUAUUAAUAUCAUAACAAACAACGUGACCAGUUUAGUAUUUGCCGCAAUUCCUUCACAGAGAUGGAGAGAAUGGCUGACUUUUCGGACGAUGAUUCUUCGGAAUUCUUCCCAGAAUCAAGUGCUGUAAACACUCUAAAUUCUGCUGCAUUAGGCAAUGGCACCUUAUCAUCAUCUGGCAUAUCAUCAACGGUUUCUAGUAGUUUUGCUAAUUCUGCAUUUUCAAGUAUUCAUGGAAACAGUUAUGUCCAACUUUCAUCACCAUCACCAAAUCCCCCAUCUCCGCAAUAUCCUGCAAACCAUCCCUUGAGCGGUUCCAAGCAUUUAUGUUCUAUUUGUGGAGACAGAGCUUCUGGAAAGCAUUAUGGUGUCUACAGUUGUGAAGGGUGCAAAGGCUUUUUUAAGAGGACAGUCCGGAAAGAUUUGACCUAUGCUUGCAGGGAAGACCGUAACUGUAUCAUCGAUAAAAGGCAACGUAACCGCUGUCAAUACUGCAGAUAUCAGAAAUGUUUAGCCAUGGGAAUGAAACGUGAAGCUGUGCAAGAAGAGCGUCAGAGAAAUAAGGAAAGGAGUGAAAAUGAAGUAGAAAGCACCAGUAACAUUCAGCCUGAUAUUAGUAUUGAACGAUUGUUGGAAGCUGAUUUGUGGAUGGAACCUAAAAAAGAGCAGGACUCUUCAAGCCUUUGCCAGGCUGCAGAUCAACAGAUGUUCCAGCUUGUUGAUUGGGCGAAGCAUAUACCACAUUUUAACAGCCUACCCCUUGAUGAUAAGAUUGUACUAUUGAAAGCUGGAUGGAAUGAGCUCCUUAUUGCCUCUUUUUGUCAUAAAUCUGUUAAUGUAAAGGAUGGAAUAGUUUUAGCUUCUGGCCACAUCGUUCAACGUAAUGCUGCUCAUAGUGCUGGUGUUGGUAGCACCUUUGACAGACUUCUCACUGAACUAGUGAUGAAAAUGAGAGAAAUGAAAAUGGACAAAGCAGAACUUGCUUGCCUAAAAGCCAUCAUUCUUUACAAUCCAGAAGCAAAGAACUUGAAAUCAACAAAUGAAGUCAAUAACUUACGUGACAAAGUUUACACUGCACUGGAUGAUUAUUGCCGCAUAAACCAUCCACAACAACCUUCUAGAUUCUCAAAACUACUUUUACGACUGCCAGCCUUGCGUAGUAUAGGUCUGAAGUGCCUUGAACACUUGUUUUUCUACAAGCUUAUUGGGAAACAACCAAUUGAUAAUUUUCUUAUCAGUAUGCUUGAAGCUCCAUGUGAAGCUUGAUUUUCUCUUUUUAUUUACGAAGAUGUACUUUUUUUUUUAGAUAAAAAGAUUGAAAUAAAGUUGGUAAUUUGGUAUUUUUAAAUUAGGGUUUCAUGAGAUAUUUGUAAAUCUUUCAUAAAUAGAUUUUAUUCAUUUAUGUCAAUAUAAUGUAACUUGGUGCGAAGAAUAAUGUUUCAAUGUUUAUUACUACUUUUUUAUGAUGUACACAAUUUUAUUGAAGCUACGGUUUACUAUUAUAUAUUGCUCUAUCUGUAUUUGUAAUCUAAAUGACUGUUGGUUAAGAACAAAGAAAUGUUUUCUCUACUUUUUUAAUUCUAUCUCAUUGUUAUAAAAUUUUCAUGCCCUUGAAUCCUUUUAAAAAUACAAGGGGUGAUCAAAUGUAAAGGUACGAAACGACACGUGGGGUACAAAUGUAGACUUUAUUCAAAAUAUGCACCAUAGGCCUGAAUGCAACGACCCCACUGCUGAACAAACAGCAGGAUUCCUUGUUCCCAGAAUUCCUGUGGCCGUGACGAGACCCAGUCCUUCACAGCGACCUUGAGUACGUCGUCCGAGUUGAAGCGCUUCCCUUUCAGGUGUUUCUUACGUCGCCCAAACACAUGGAAAGCGCAAGGCGAUAUGUCCGGACUGUAGGGCGGAUGGUCCAACGUCUCCCACUUGAACUUGGCCAGUUCUAUGUGUGUGACUCUGGAGGCGUGUGGACGCGCGUUACCAUAGAGCAGAACCACACCCUUCGUGAGCAGCCCCGGUCUUUUGUUCUUGAUGGACUUGCGUAGGCGUCGGAAUGUCUCACAGUACACAUUGGAGUUAAUGGUUUUCCUGUGCUCGAGGAAUUCCAUAAGUAGCGGACCUUGAACGUCGAUAAAGAUGGUGAGCAACAUCCUGUCCUCGUACGAACUGCCGCAUAGUUUGUAUGCCGCUUUUGAUAAGAGCCGCUGCUCUUUCCUGCGCAUGCGGGCGCCCACGCAUGCUCCGAUCCCAGUCAGGGACUCCAAUCGCAUCCCGAGAUGUCUCGCUAAAUUCUCCCAUGGCGGAAUAUGCAAAUAUUUAACUGUUACGUUUUUACGUCGUUUCGUACCUUUUCAUUUGAUCACUCCUUGUAAGUGAUUGUUUAUAAUUAAGAAAUAUAAAUUGUUGACUGAUUAAAAAAUGUCUUCAAAAUGUUAUUCUGCCUCAGAAAGUCAAAGUUAAGAUUUAUUGAAUUUAGAAAAUAAUAUAAAUAAAAGCAGAUUUAAAAAAUUUCAAAAUCUUGUUAUUUUUAUCAUAAUGUUGUAGAUUUUUGUUAAUGGAUAGAUUGUAACAAAGCAGAUGGAUUCCUUUAUAUGACUAAAUUCUCAUAUUACUACAUUUAAGGAAAAGACUAUUUGAGUAGUCUUUAUAUUCACUCACUGUUUGAUUCUGUUGGAGUAUUCACACAAUGUCUGCAUUCUGUUCUAUAGUAGAUGAUUGUCAGUCACUGUAGUUCAACAAUUUAAAGUUACUAAAUGAAAGUAUUAGAAUUGUUCUGUUUUUAAAGUCGAGAAAUCUUUUAUUUCCAUACAUGAAUUUUUUAUGUUCUUAAGAAUUGAAACUGAUUAUAAAAAAUUUCAUGAAAUAUGUGAUAUACAAUAAUUUGUUUAAUUCGCUGUGAUUUAAAAAUUUUUAUUGUUGUAAAUUAAACCGGUGAUUAUGUUAUAAAAGCUAAUUGACUUGUGGUUUAUGCUGACCGUCAUCAACUCUCCAAAGCUUAAUCAUAAAUGUGCUGUAUCAGUACAAAACACAUUAUGAGAAAACGUAUCUGCAUAGUUUUAUACAACAGGAUGUAGGAAAGUGACAUGAUAAAGGAAGUUCGUUGAGAUAAUCUUUAGGUGAUUUAUGCAUUCAAAAUUUGGUGUUUAGUUUGUUCAAGUUGAUGGUGAGCUGCCUGAGGGCAAACAGGGUUUCUGAAUGCUUAUACUUCUUUAAGAAUCCAACCUAUAUUGUUAGUGAGUAAUAAUAUUAGGGAAAAUAAUUCAGAUUUUUCUUUUUGAGAAUGUUUAUUUCCAGAUAUUCUAUCUUUUUAAUGAAUUCUAUUUGCUUUCUUAGUUUAUUAUGAAAAGAGUGUGCUCCAGAAUUUAGAAAUUUGUUUGUUUUUAAGUUAAUGAAUCUCACCAACAGUUAUUUUUUUUAUAUACAAAUAUAAAUAAUAGAAUAGUUUAUAAUAUUUCACAUUUAACUCGAGAUUCAUCCAAUUUGAUAGUGAUAGAGUUUUUGUUAGAUACAUGGUAAAUCUUUCACUGCCAAAGUAAGAUUGUUACUUAAGCUUUAUAUGUGUGCACUAAAUGGCAUUAUUGAUAUUUUAUUUUCAGAUAGCAUUUUUAGUCUUUAGUUUCUUUGCCACUGAUACAUCGUAGGCUAGACUUUUAAUAUUUGUGUGAUGUCUUUUUUUAAAAUAAUAUUUUAUUCUACAAUAGCUUAAUUCUCUAAUGCAAGAGUUAGGUUUUUAAUACAUGAGUAAAUGUCGUUUAUUGAAAGGGUACGAAUACAAAACUCACACUUUUCACUUUCAUAAAAUUUAAGAAAAUUUCAUAACACACUUUCACUUAGUAUAUUUGCAUCAUCUCAUUUUGUGUAUUAAAAACCAUUUUCGCUUCAAAGAUUUUUGUAGUUGAUAGCUUUAUAGGUUGCUGUUGUAUUAAUAUGCUUAACUCAAUUUCUAAAGCAAAAAAAAAAUGUGAUUGUUUUGCUUCGACAUAAACUCUUCAUUUUUUACACUAAAAAUGUGUUGUAUUUUUAAUCUUUAUUUAUGUUCACUUCAAUGUGCAUCUUAAUUUUGUUUUUGUAGAAAUAUGUUGGUCUAAUUUAAAAAAUAAAAUUAUUUUGUAAUAUUUUUUUCUUGCCAUACCUAUUUAUUUUAUAAGGUAAGUAAUUUUCUCAAGUAAGAGAUUUGUACGGACUAAAUGGCAAUAUACAUUUUAAUUUUCUCUGUUCAGAAAAUAUUGUUUAUACUAUUGCCAUCAUAUUUAAUCAGCAUUUACAAAUAAAUAUGACUGUUUUUGGUAUACUGAUUGCUUAUAAAUGUUGUUCAUGAACCCAAGAUAUUCCUCCGGACAUGUAUUUAUUUUUUCUGUCUUGGUCAUGUGAUAAUGUUGAACAUAACAAAAAAUUUCUAAUGAGCUACUUGUUAGAGGAAAUCUGCGAAUCACUAAAAAUAAAAAAAUAUUAAAAAAAGAUUUAUUAAAUUGAUUAGCUUCUUUUUUUUUUAUAAAAAAAAAUAUAUUUUUUAAAAAUUUUUUUAUUAAGUUAUCAAGAGCAAAUAAUUGAUUUCCAGAUUUAUAACUUUCCUUGUUUUCAAGUUUUCUGUCUACAUAUAUUUUUUAAAUUAAACUUUGCAUUUUGAAAUAUUGAAUAACAUGUAUGUUAAUUUAAUUAAUGAUAAAGUUUAAUACAAAAGUUUUACUUUCAUUUAAAAUUGAGAUAGUUUUUUUUAUCAGCCUAUUAAUUUUUUAAUUUACUUUUUAUCUCUCAUUUUAAUGCUGGGAAAUUGCAAGUAAAGGUUAUAAAUGUUAUCUGUGAAAUAUUAUUCAGCACUCUGAAACUAUCUGUUUUUAAUUUUAAGUUAAUAAUUAAGUACUUAAUUAAUAAUUAAGUUAAGUACUUAAUAAUUAAUUUUAUCAUUAUUCUGAGACAACUCAUUUUGCAGUGUAUGAACGUUUUUUGAAUUACAUAAUUUUUUUAAAUAUCCCUUUAUAAUAAUAUAUAUGAAAAUAUAGAGAAAUCAUUUAUUUCAGAGAAUUCCUUUUAAUUUUUUUUAUUUAAACAAUUUUAUUGAGUGUCUAUGCACAUGUACUGAUAAGCACAUGAAAAUGCUGUUACUUUUUUUAUUAUUUUGGUGAAGGGGUUAAAUUAUUUUGAUUUAUGUCCUGUUAAAUGCCUGUGUUUUGUGUAACUAUAUUUUGCAUGAUUUAAGAACAAUUCUAGUUCAAAUAGACUAUAACAUAGUAUGGAAAAUUUAUAGCAUAGUAUUAAAGGAAUUAAAAAGUCUUAUUUCAUUAAAUGUUGUAAAUUCUUUAAAGGUUUAAAUGUAAAUUUUUAUUUGUGUUUUACUUUUAAUAUUUAUAGCAUUUGUGGACUUCUUGUAAUCUGAUCUGAUAUUUGUUCAUAACAUGAAUAUUUGUUGUAAAAAAAUAAAUAUUUAAUUUUUUUGAAAUAGUACAUUUAUAUCAUAUUUACUUCUUUUUUAAUUGUUUUUACAUUUUUUUCCCUUUUGUAUAGUUUUUCUUAUUAGAGUUUAUCAUAUUCGACUAUCAUUUUUCUGGAUAGGCUAGAACUGAAUGUGAACAAAAAAAUAAAAAAACUAUUAAAAUUUAUUGAAUAGUGAAAGUGUGUUUUAACUUAAGAUUUUACCCUCAUAUAUUUGGGUUAACAUUUAGACACCUUCAAAUCGAAUCUUUAUAUGUAAAAAAGAGUUUAAACUGACAUUUUUAAGUUUUGAAAUCAACUUUGAAAAUGAAACCUAUUCUUUCUUAGUAUUAGGUUUUCAUGGUAGCUUCUGAUAAACUGGUUCAAUGGUUUUUCAUUGAAUAUAUGUACUGAAUAAACCAAAUUUAUGAAAAAUUGUCUUCUACCAUAUUUUCUCCUUUUUUUGUUACUGUCUUGAUCAGAAUUUCUUAGAUGAAAAUUCUUUUUUGAACAACAAUAAUGAUUUUUAUUUAAAAUGUUUGUGUCAAGUUAUUUAAUUCUAUUAUUUUCAAGAAUCAUUAGUUUUUGAAAAGUUUUAUUGUCUUAAAAUUUCAUUCAAAAAAGUUUUGGAUAUCCAAAUAUUAACUAUUAUUGCUAUUCCCUUAUAAACGUGAUAAAUUAGUUCAAAAUAUAGCAUUUGAAGCUUAACUAGAUGAUGAUAUCUCAUUGUGUUUUCAGCUAACAUGUUGUGUUUAACAUCAGUUAUUUGUUUAAAGCUGAAACCACUGCCAUUUUUUACUAUAUUUAGUAUAUCUAUUUUGGUUUCCGUGUCUGUAUUAAAUAUUUUUCUCUGUAAUCUCUUAUUAUUUAUCAUGUCACAAAGUGUUUAGAUUUUUUUUUUGUCAUUAUUCUGUAUGGUUUUAAAUAAAAAUUUUGUCCUAUUUGA